Messenger RNA from Megachile rotundata (alfalfa leafcutting bee), 4544 nucleotides. RefSeq names its product spindle defective 2 (gene spd-2). The record is from RefSeq and is a predicted model, not a curated record. NCBI's taxonomy places the organism in Eukaryota, Metazoa, Arthropoda, Insecta, Hymenoptera, Megachilidae.
CCUCAGAUGCUUUCAAAUUUGAACGCUAAAAUCAAUCAACUGCCAGACAAUACGUUAAGAGUAAUAUGGUACAAUUUUCCCUUUAUUUCAAUGACGUAGCGAUUAAUAAAUCGCUUAGAAUAUUUUAUACGUAGGCGCCACUACUUCGAGCGAUUUUUAUUUGAUAUAAUCAAGUAGUAGGUAAGCAAAGAAUCGAUAAUGUUUACUCCAUCAAAAUUAACGGAGAAAGAUUUUUUCGACGCGACUAUAUUAAAUACGCCACAACCGCAAGCAACCUCGACUGUUCAAAGAAAAAGCACAUUAGAAAGUCAUUAUAUUCAUAAGGAUGGUAAUGAGGCUGUAUAUAAACAAUUGAUUACACAGAAUAAUGAUAAAUCACGAAAAUCUGAUGAAUCUUCUCUUGGUAUAAUUAACAAUAUAUCAUCUUUGUUAGCUGAAGUAAGUGCAAUGGAGGAUAAAGAAAAGCAAAAUGAAAGUAAAAUGGACGCAGAACGUGAAAUUGCUAGAAGAUUGCUGCAGAGAUGUAGUGAUUUAAAACCUGUGUCUAAUAUAUAUGAUACAAACAAAGAAAACAAUGCUAACAUUCAAAACUUAUCUCCUAAUACUACAUCUUCAACUCAUGUUGACCAGGAACAAUCCUCAAGUUUCAGUCAAUCAAAUUCUCGAGGUGAAAGUACCUUGCAUGCAUCUGCUAGUAAAACAAAUAGCGUUGUUUUUGAGCCAAAUGAAAUAAGUGCACGCUCAUCUGGAUUAAGUAGGAGUUCAGAAAAAUGUAGAUCCUCCACAUCAAGCAAGAAUGUAAAUGCAAUAACAUUUGAUACAACAACUGCUGAAUUAAUGGCUCAAUUUAACAAUGAAGAGUUCCAUCCAGCUUCUGAAAUGGCUAGUCGGUUAUUGGCUGAUGAAGUAUCUUGGCAACAAAAUUAUUCUUAUGCACUUCCUACAACAACUUCUGCUGAAAAAGAAUAUUUAAAUUUGUCUUGCUUCUCUGGUAUCAUCGGUGAACUAGAUUUAUCAGUAGAGUCUUGUGCUGGACACAAGGUAUCUGUAGAUGAAUUUUUCAGAAGAAAAUGUGGAAAUUUUGGAGAAUUAUCGGAUAAUGCAAUAGCACGACCAAGUUUGGGUUUAUCUGUAACUAGUCCAAAAAAGAAAGGCCAGCUCAUACCUUUAGUUGAUUCUACCAUGAUGACGGAAGAAUCUUCGGUUGCUUCAUACGCUGUUAAAGAUAAUCCUCAACAAAAUAUACCAAAUACAACAAAAGAUAUAGAAGAACAAAGUAUUAUGAGUUUAACUAGUAUUGCCCAAGCAUUACAGGACAUCGAUAACGGUACGCCAAGACGAUUGGUAGACCAACUUAUAAUGGCAAAAAAGAAGAAGAAACCUGUACAAGUACAAGAAGAGAUUCCACCAAGAGAUACUUACACAUUAUUGCCUUCAAAUCGAAAAUCUAUGCCUGCUACUCCAAGUAGAAAUACUGAAAACUUUGAAAAAGAUAUAAAGUCGGCGAAUUUUUCUGCAAAAUUAUCUUUGGAUAGUAAAAUUGCGACCGAAAUGUUAGAUGUUAAACAUUCAAAUGCCAGAACACUAUCAUUCAGCUCUAACUCAGGUGCAAAGACCAAUUUUGACGCCGUGUGUCAAGAGCUUAAAAAGGAAAUAAGCAGUGAAAGUUUACCGUCUUCGUACAGUAAAGAUUUUAAUUCUCUUUUGGAAGAUCCUAAACUAUCUCUUCCACAUUACACUAUAGAAAAAAGAUCAUCACCACGUACUUCAAAAGUUAACAUGUUACUGAAUCAAGAGAAAAAAACCUUUGACUUUCAAAAUGAAGAAGUAGGAAAGAAAGAAACUGUAAAAGAAGAAAAUAUUUCGUAUAAAGAAAAAUCAGAAAAUUCUGUACAAGACAUUUCAAAUUUGUCUGAAUCGCAGUCCCAUUUAAAUAAUGUCGUCAUCGGUAAAAACACAGAAGAACUAUGCAAUUGCAUUGUAGGUAUGAUUAGAGAAACUGAUAUUGAACUUAUAAAUAAAAGUGAUAGAUGGAUCAUUUGUUCAUUAAGUGUGAAUCAAGUUCAAGGAGACAAGCACAAUGUUCGGCUUACAUUACCAAAGGAUGUGAUCCUUAUAAAACCAAAUUCGAAACAACAUGCUAAGAUUACAGUGACAAUAGUGAAAAUGAGCAAACCAAUUAUAGCUGUCUUAAAUAUAACAGUCUCAGAUAUGGUAACAAGGUACGAAUGGAUUAUGAAACAUAUAAUUUGUUUUAAACCCGAAGAAUUUGAUAUAAGUAUUUUAAAUCCUCCCGAAAAGAAGGACCUAGAUUUUCAGUGUGUCGUCGAAAACAGUAUUACAAUUUUACCAAUUACAAUAAAAAAUAAGAACAACGUUGACGUCCCCAUCAAGUUUUCCUUGUUACAGGAAGAACCAUCAGUAUUCAGCUUAGAAACUCUUAACGAGUCGCAGUAUGUAAUGCUUAAACCACAAGAAGUAUUCACUACAAAUAUUAAGUGCAAAGGUAUCUUAAAACAGAAUACGGAGGCGAAGCAACAGUCCUUGCAACGACAUUGUGGAAAUCUAAUAAUUCAAGCUGGAAACAAUUCAGAAAGUAUUGUAACAAUUGGCACGGUUCCACUUGUUGUGCAAGUAGGAACUUGCAAGAUACAAGUAAUCGAUACAGAAUUGCCUUUGGUUGUUCCUUGCAAACAAAGCAAACCACUGACUGUGAUCAAUCUUGGUACCACACCAGUAUUAAUAUCCGCCUCGUUUGUGCAAGAUAAUGACUCAGUGAAAAGCUUGAAAUACUUUUCAUUGCAACCUGAAAAUUUACUCGUUCAACCCAAUGAGACUGGAUGUUUUUUUAUUACUUACAAACAACAGAACUCGGACAAUUCAAAAAUAUACGCAAAGAUUAAAUUAACCGCUGCCAAUAAUGUUUAUCACUAUUCUAUAAUCGGCGAGUCAAAUCCGUCUACUGAAGCAGAAACCGAUCAUCUUCGUUGUGAAACGCCACAGUAUUCAUCAUCCGCAAGUUCUCCAUCGUCUCCACACAGUAUAACUUCGAACAAAUCUGGAAACUGCGGUCGAAAUUCUCCUAUCAGUACAGUGUCAGGUUCAACUGUUGCUGGGGACAAAAUUCCUAUAAGAACCACUCACGCUGCUCUGGUAUGGAGUAGUAUAAAAACAGGAAAAUCAGAUAUCAAGGAAUUCACCAUUCGUAAUACAAGCAACAACAAAAUUAGGAUUCAAGCUGUUAUAUCAGACAGCGAGAAAAAUUUCCGGUUUCUUCGAGAACGACAGGCUGUAGGCACCAUCGUAUUAAUUUUACAAGGUUUAGAAAGUAGAACACUAUCUGUUGUAUUUGGUCCCCACCAUUUAGGCGCAGCAACUGGGAAAAUAAUAUUUAGGCACUACGAACCUAGGAAAGAGGAUGAAUCCCGUCCCUCAAAAGUGUUAUUUCUCUAUGGCUACGGUGGUUACAGUAAAGUCGAGAUUUCUGAAGCAUUUAAAGAUACAAGUGGAAAAAUGUGGUUGUCCCUAGGUACUUUAAAUUCAGGAGGGUCUUUAAAGGCAAAAAUAAAAUUGCAAAAUACUGGAGAUUUGUGUUCAUAUGCAAAAAUAAAAUUAACACCAAAAGCUGUGUAUCCAACUAUGGUUUCAAGUUGGCAAGUAAAUCCAAGCGAAUUACUACUCAGUCCAAAGGAAACUCAGUGGGUGACUUUAGAAUUUUACCCGCGGAAAGAAGAUAUAGCGUUACUGCAGCGAUCCGAUGUGUCUCAUGUAGGCACAAUAUUAAUUACGCACGGGGACGAACCUACGCGUUGGCGAAUUCGUAGAUUAUACAACAAGAUGAAAGAAACUGGUGAAUUAAGUGGAACUGGGAACGAAGCAUUUAGAAACAUAAUUCAUCCGAUAUGUAUAGCCUUUCGCGGAGAACAAUUAAUCUCUGAUGUAAGCGCCAUUCGAGAUUCAGUGCAAAAUCUUGGAGACCUCUGCCGAGGAAUUCGUCAACAUGAGAUACUAUUAACAAUGGAAGCAUACGCCGAUGAAACUCUAUCAAUUCUUCAUGACAACGCCGAUGAAUCACAAAUGUUUUAUUCUCUCUGUAGUGAUAAUAGUCAUAUAUACGAAGGAAGCGGAGAAAGUUUUCUCCCCUCUGAAACGUUUAUAGGGAACAGCACACUUCAAAGUGAUAUGAAUACUGAUUUUAUGGUGCAUCCUUCAGUUAUAAUUUUAACUCCACCAUCAAAAACAGAAGCAACUGUGACAGUAAAAAGUUCUUGUAUCGUAGCGCAACAUUCGAAACUUGUUUAUCAAAUACGGAGUACUUAAGUGUUGUCCCUGCUGAAGGAAUGAUACCCACAAGAAGAGAUUUUCAGUUAAAGAUACAAUGUAAACGAAAAAUCGAACGCAACUUUGAUGCAACUCUUGAAAUUUAUACAGAGAAUAACAAAUUUGAUGUACAGAUAAAGGUUAAUGUUAAACGAUUGUAAAUUAAUGUUAAUUUGUUAACAAAUAUUUAUUAUAUAAAAUAUUCUGUAGUUUUGCAUUUUUAU